Conger conger (European conger) is the source of this 2060-nucleotide messenger RNA. RefSeq names its product deubiquitinase DESI2-like. Bases 524 to 1126 code for a protein of 200 amino acids. Gene Ontology annotation, biological process: protein deubiquitination. The record is from RefSeq and is a predicted model, not a curated record. Gene Ontology annotation, molecular function: deubiquitinase activity. NCBI's taxonomy places the organism in Eukaryota, Metazoa, Chordata, Actinopteri, Anguilliformes, Congridae. The transcript is spliced from 5 exons.
AGUAAACGACCGCCGAUUGAAAGCGCAGAAGAAGAAAAGCCGGAGGAAAGACGGCUCUCCACUUUCCAUUAGCAAAAAAGCGCACAGAUCUGUAGAUUCUGGUCACAUUCGGAAGAAAACUCUCAUUUGACGACGUUUUUUGCGUUUUAAGAUACACCCUUCGCUCUCUUGUUGAAUUUACAAAUAGCUAUAGGCUGGGUCAUGGAAAAAAACUGAAUGUAAUCCGGAAACAUUCGCUUGUCUGGUUUCAGCGAAUACAGUAGCAGCUAUCACUCUAGCGAGUUGGCAGCUGUCUGAAAAGUACAGAUGCGUUGAAGUUCCUCUGCCGAAGAGUUUUUGGCUGGUUACAUGUAGAUGUAUGAAUCUGGAGGAAAACUGUGGAGCGAAGAAAAGAGACUUGGAUAACAAAAUAACAAGUGUGGAAUAGUCGAGAAGAGGAUAUUGCCGACAGAACGGAAUUUCUUGUAGACCUGUGCGUGGAGAUAACGGAGAAAUUCAGUCUGCGCGACGUUGCUCGCUACAGAUGAUGGCAAACGAGCCGAUCAUAUUGAACGUUUAUGAUAUGUACUGGAUUAACGAGUUCACCACCUCGCUGGGCAUCGGGGUGUUCCACUCAGGGGUGGAGCUCUACGGCAGAGAGUUUGCGUAUGGGGGACACCCGUACGCGUUUUCGGGGAUAUUCGAGAUCUCCCCCGGAGAGGCCGUGGAGCUCGGGGAAACCUUCAAAUUCAAAGAGUCGGUGGUCCUGGGCAGCACUGAUUUCCUGGAGGAGGACGUGGAGCGGAUCGUAGAGGAGAUGGGGAAGCAGUACAAGGGCAACGCCUACCACCUCAUGCACAAGAACUGCAACCACUUCUCCUCUGCACUCUGCCAGAUCCUGUGUGGGCGGGGCAUCCCUCGCUGGGUGAACAGGCUGGCCUAUGUCAGCUCCUGCAUCCCGUUCCUCCAGAGCUGCCUGCCCCGGGAGUGGCUGACCCCGGCCGCCCUGCAGACCAGCGUGAGGCAGCAGGGCCUCCAGGACGAGGACGGGGGCGCUUCUGUUACCCCCCUGCCCCCGCUGCCCCCCCUGCCCCGCUCCGCUGUCGCCCCCCUGCCCCAGCACAACCACUACCAGCCCCGCCGAUAGACUGCAUCACCCGCGGCAACAGGCCCCGCCCCGCCCCUCCGCCUCGGUCACCGGGACCGCGAUCCACCGCCAGCUCCGACAGACCCCGCCCCUCCACCGUGAUUGGCCGAACAGCUCGGGCCAAUGGGCUGCCACAUUCCAACAGUGGAUGAUUAUGUUGUUCUGCCCUGACGGACAGACCGACGGACUGAGAGUCUGACGGACAGACGGACUGAAGGCCCAGUGGACCAGAACAGUGGGCAUAGGAGCCACAGGGUUGGACCAAACCAACAUUCCUCCUGUUUCUCUUUACCACGGAAAUCACAAACUGCUGUUUCCUUUUAUCUGAUACUCUUAUGAUCUUAUACUCUUGGAAUUCUCCUACAGACAAGGCCUGAUUGUGAUUGGUGUUUUUGUUAUUUUUCUAUGCUGAUCUUCUUCUGUUUGUGUUUAAUGUGAUAACCAGUCUCUAGGAUUUUCCAGAACCUAUUUUUAAACCUUUUUUAAAUUAUGGCAAGCUGUUGUUUGCACAAUAGUGUGUGUGUGUGUGUGUGUGUGCGCGCGCACAUGCAUGCAUGAGUGUGUAUGCAUGAGUGAAUGACUGCAAUAUCCUGAGGAAAAAGCAAUACGUUUAAAUAUGAAAUGUGAAAAUCUGACAAAUUAAAUUUUUAUGUGUCAAAAUGUACUGUAUUAAAAACCAUAAGUUACUUCUUUGCCAGAUGGUAUUUUAUGCAUGUUAUUGACUACGGUAUGUUUUGCAAUAGUGUGUACAACUGCAUGCAUCAAAAGUGGCUUUUUGUGUUUUAGAAUAUAUCUAGUAAAUGUUGCCCUUUGAUACCACACCUUCAAAAACUUUUACAUUUUGAAAUGUUUUGACAAAUAUAAUCUUUUAUAACCUAAAGGUUAGUGUGAUAUUACUCUCAUUUGUUUCAUAAAACACACAAGGUGCAAUUUC